AUGUCUCCUCCUGAUUCCAAGUCUAAUGAGCUAUUAGUGAAGCUAGACAAAGCACAACAGAGAAGAAAGAAGAGAGAUGCUGAGAUCGCAACAGCGCAAGCAGCGUUAGGAAAAAUUCAGAUUCCAUCAACUUCCAGAUCUUCAGUCCAUGUAAAGGCAAAUACACAUGUAAAUGUCCAGCAUGAUUUGAAGGAUGUCAAGCUUUGGCAGGUUCACACUCUUUUGAAAGGCUUGGAAAAGAUAGCUGCCAGUGCAGACAUCCCAAUGUUGGUGUGUGGGGAUUUUAACGCAGUUCCUGGAAGUGCUCCUCAUGCACUUCUUGCAUUGGGGAAAGUUGAUCCAAUGAAUACAGAUUUAGCAGUAGACCCUCUUGGAAUUCUGCGGCCCUCCAGCAAACUAGUGCAUCAGUUGCCAUUGGUAAGUGCAUACUCGUCCUUUGCCAGAAUUGGUGUGGGCCUGAGUCUAGAGCAACAGAGGAGGAGAAUGGACCCUGCUACAAAUGAACCUUUAUUCACAAAUUGCACCAGAGAUUUUAUUGGUACACAUGAUUACAUAUUCUACUCAGCUUUGUUGACGGAUGGUGGAGAGAUGAAGAAAAGGAAGAAGUUGGAUAACAGAGAGAGUUCUUGCAAUGAGAAAAUCUUCAUGGACAAAGAUGCUAAGAAGAGAAUUGGGAUCCUCUGUUUGAUGUGA
Molecule: messenger RNA, 693 nt
Organism: Ilex paraguariensis (yerba mate)
Lineage: Eukaryota; Viridiplantae; Streptophyta; Magnoliopsida; Aquifoliales; Aquifoliaceae
Source: the annotation of a GenBank genome assembly